This is a messenger RNA of Rotaria sordida, 885 nucleotides long. The record is from the annotation of a GenBank genome assembly. NCBI's taxonomy places the organism in Eukaryota, Metazoa, Rotifera, Eurotatoria, Philodinida, Philodinidae.
AUGUGGAUGUGGGUUAAAUCAAUUCGUCCUGAUACAAUUAUAUUUCAAAUAAAUGCAACAAGUAAAGAUCUAAUUGAAAAUGGAAAUAUAACAUAUGAUUUAAUAAAUUCAUCAGAUUAUUUUUUUAUUAAUCAACAAACAGGUAUUAUACGUUUAAAAAAAUAUCUUUCAUCAACAAUUACAAAUUUUACAUUAAUUAUAAAAGCAUUUGAAAAUGAUAUUAAUUUAACUGAUUAUACAAAUUUAUUUAUAACAAUUAUUAAUGAUGAUAAUAUGUACUUUAAUAUUAAUAAUAAUAAUAAUAAUUGUUUUAUUGAAGAAAAUAAAAUAAUUGAUACAAAUAUUUGUACAAUUGGUUUUAAUUCAAAUGAUUUUAUUUAUAAAUUAAUUGAUCAUAUGAAUUGUUUUGCUAUAUAUGAAAAUAAUGGUACAAUUAUUAAUAAAAAAAUAUUUGAUUAUGAAAUUGAUCAACAUGAAUAUAAUGUUACAAUUAUUGUUAAAGAUCGAGAAAAUCAGUCUAUUAUAUUAUCUUCACUUAAUCUAACAAUUUAUAUUGAUAAUAUUAAUGAUGAUUAUCCAGAAUUUUUAACUAAAAACUUUACAACAGUUCUUUAUUUAUUUUAUCUAUCAAUAAAUACAAUUAUUCAUACAAUGGAAAUUAUUAAUAACGAUCAAUUAAAUUUAAAUUUUGAAAUUCUUAAUGAUACAUAUUCAUCAUAUAAACUUCAAUCAUCAUUAAAAAAUUUUACUGAAAUUAUUCUGAUUAAUUCUAUAAUUACUGAUCAUGAAGAUAAUCUUAUUAUUCGUCUAUCGAAUAAUAAUAAUAAUAAUAAUAAUACAUAUCUAUCAUCUUAUUAUAUUGAUUUAUAUAUUCAUUUAAUAUAG